Messenger RNA from Anguilla rostrata (American eel), 5190 nucleotides. RefSeq names its product syntaxin 4 (gene stx4). The coding region runs from base 217 to 1044 and encodes 275 amino acids. Gene Ontology annotation, cellular component: SNARE complex; plasma membrane; synaptic vesicle. The record is from RefSeq and is a predicted model, not a curated record. NCBI's taxonomy places the organism in Eukaryota, Metazoa, Chordata, Actinopteri, Anguilliformes, Anguillidae. The transcript has 10 exons. Gene Ontology annotation, molecular function: SNAP receptor activity; SNARE binding. Gene Ontology annotation, biological process: synaptic vesicle fusion to presynaptic active zone membrane; intracellular protein transport; exocytosis.
CAGCACAGUAGGUGGCGGCAAUGCAGCUUCCGUGCAUGGUACGAGCUGACAAAAAACACCAUUGAAGAAGAAUAAGAAGUUCGAGUUAACGUUGGAAGCUACAAUUUGUAUUUUUAGUUGUUUUUUAUUUAAAUAAUCCAAAUAUUCCUGACAACUUUUUUUCACACAAUCCGAGAAUCAACAGGACUUCUGUACGGAAGUUGAACUGGCCAAAAGAUGCGAGACCGAACUAAAGAACUGGGCAAAGCUGCAGAGAGCUCAGAUGAAGAUGGAGAGGAGAGUGUGCUCAUGAUCAAACCAAAGAAUGCAAGGCUGUCAGUUAAAGAAGGGAAGAUGGAGAAUGACACUUUCUUGCAGAAGGUACAAGAAAUCUUGGAGGGGAUGGAGUCUCUGAAGAGAAAGGUGUCUGACCUGGAGAACAAGCAAAAAAUGGUAUUGGGGGUUCCAUUGCCUGACGAAGGUAUGAAGAAGGAUCUUCAGAUGCUGAGGGAUGAGAUCAAAACGAUAGCAGGGCAGAUCCAGAAGAAUCUGAAGAGUAUUGAACCUAAAAAAGAAGAAGAGGAUGGUAAAUAUGUGCCUAUAAAUAUCCGGAUGCAGAGAACACAACAUGGUGUCCUGUCUCGGGAGUUUGUGGAGUUGAUGGGCCGAUGUAAUACCAUUCAAGCCCAAUACAGAGAUCGCAAUGUGGAAAGGAUACAGAGGCAGCUCAAAAUCACUGGAAGCAAUGUCACUGAUGAGGAAUUGGACAGGAUGCUUGAGAGUGGGCAGACUGAUUUCUUCACGCAAAAUAUUUUGAGUGAUGCUAAAAACACCAAGCAAGCCCUAAAUGAGAUUGAGUCACGGCAUGAUGAGAUCCUCAAACUUGAGAGGAGCAUUCGGGACCUACACGAAAUGUUCCAGUACCUUGCUAUGGAAGUCGAGGCACAGGGGGAAAUGGUGGACCGCAUUGAAGCCAACAUAAUGCACUCCAAAAACUAUGUGGAGAAUGCUGUGACAGAGACCCAACAAGCUGCCAACUACCAAAACAAAGCCCGUAAGACAUAAUGGGACCCUUGUCGUCAAAAAGUGGUGCAUUUUUGCAAACGUGAGAUGAGCAUUGAUGUUCCUUUUGGUUAUGUGUGAUUUCUGCCUUAUUACUCUCCAUGAACCCAGUUUUUGCCCAGUUUCUCUCUUAUUGUGAAAUCAUGAACACUGACCAUAGCUGAGGCUAGAGAGGCCUGCAGUUCUUUGGAUGUUAUUCUGGGGUCUUUUGUGACUUCCUGGAUGAGUUGUUCUGCGGCCUUGGAGAAAUUUUGGCAGGUCUGCCACUCUUCGGAAGAUUCACCACUGUUCCAAGAUGAGAUUUUUUGAGAUAUCUACCAUUUGGAGAUAAUGGCUCUCACUGUGGUUCCAUGGAGUCCCAGAGGCCUUGAAAAUGGCUUUGUAACCCUUUCCAGACACGGAUAUAUUUUGACAACUUUUUUCUCAUUUCUUUUGGAAUUUCGUUUGAUCAUGGCAUAGUGUGCUUGUGGAAACUUUUUGGGGACUACUUCACCCUGAGGGUAAGGUUCCAUAUGCGUGAAGUUUAGAUUCAACAGGACUGCCUCAGCUGAAUCUAUCCAUUAAAUUUGGUUAAUUGGUUGAUUGAUUAAGCAAUUACUUUUUCAGGGGGACGAUAUGGGUGUUUGACUUCAUUUAUUUGUUAUUUUUAAUCCCUUUGCGCAAGCCCCCUAGUAGGCUGCACGCCAGCGUGCCUAGAUUGUUCAACUCAGACAUUCAUUGUUCCUGCAACUAAAUUGAGUUGAAAACACAAACUCUGUGUUCUAGUUUUAUUAGUAGACUAUACAGGAUUACUAUGCCGAAUACGGAGUUCCACAGCACCACCACUGUUGCAACGGUUGUUCAUUUAACAGGCACCCCUCCCUGCAGUGUCAUCUGCAACUACACCUCCCACCCAUGACACACUGGACUGAAUCGUCUGGUUCUCGAAGUAGAAAUAUCAUUCAUAUUAGCCAUAGAGAAUUUGAUUCGUCAGACAUUAUACAUUAACUGUAAAAAGUGGACUUGCCAUGAGCUACAAGAUUGUGAAACGAUGUCAUAAGGAUGUUUUAAUUAGUGUGUAAUCCCAUGAAAAUUAGAAUCUUUGUGUUUUUGUUACCUUAGAAUAAGCCCUAAAGGGAGCGGGUCCUCUUCCACGGAGGCCGCCAUGUUGCACCGCCAUGUUUUUACAGUAGCCCAGAAUGGACAAACGGCUCUAGAGAGGGCCUUUUGCAUUUUUUUGUUGGGUGGCGCGAAUGCACCGGUUGGAAGAUGAAGAAGAAGAAAAGAGAGACCGAGUGGUCAUAUAUGGUCUUGGACAAUCCGUUUGUGAAAUAUACGCGCAUUUGUGAUGCCUGGGUACCUUCCAAAAUAGCUGUACGUAAUACCAUAUGUGUUGUUUACGGUGUUGUCACCCUUUUUAGUGCAGUCUGGUUUGAUUGACAAUCCAUUUAUUCAAUAGGUGAGAGUAUAAGCUUUUUAACGACGUAUAACGUCAAAUUUUGCUUUUGGAAUAGCGUUUUAUUGGUCAGCGUAAUAGAAAGUUUUGUUAUCAUCGCAUUCACUUAUGCAUUCACUCUGGUAGCAGUAAAAGUCUCUGCACCUAAUGAAACGUUGUUCAAUCAGUGAUUUUAGCAUGGUAUUUCUGGUGGUGCAGUUUUUUAUGAUGUCUCCAUCACAAAAAAUAAAGGUAGCAAAUUAGUCUACGGUAGGCCUAUGCCCUUAUAUGGGCUGUGCUGUAAAUGCCAGGGAGCAGAAAGAUUUCCAAACCGUAUACAAUUCAUCGCUUCAGCACUCAGCGCGACACAGAAUGCUACAUUGAGGUUGCCUGUACUGCAACAAAGUAAAAAGAUGAGACAGACACGUGUCUUCAAUAAAACUAUAAAUACAAGCAUGCGGCACAUUGUUAACUUGUAGGAAAGUGUUUGUAUAAAAUGUUUGCAUAUUUAUUUGACAUUUAAAGAAAUACAAUUGAUAAUGGUCCUGUUUUUAAAGUUCCAUCAUGUGCCGGGUGGCCACGGGAUUCGCUUGUCUGAAGUUUUCGCCAGAGUAGCCGUUCUUUUAGGCGAGGUGGGAAAAAAAGGUGUCAAAAGCAGCUAAAUCCGCAAAGAACACCUUCAGCUCACUGAUUCUGGAUGCGCAUACUUGCUGCAGGGUUAGGUUUAACUGGUGGGCGUAGCAAUGCACAAAUAUUGCGUUUGGGUAGUUCUCCUUCAUCAGUGUUUGCACGCUGCCUACAUUACCACUCAUCACAGCUGCCCCAAGCUGUGCAAUGAGUUUGUCAGUCAGCCCCAGGGGCUCAAGGGCUUGUUUGAUUGCGUAGGAAAGGCCAAUGGCAGUUUUAUCCUUCACUCGAUGGAAUCGCUUUGUGACGGUGUUGUCUACCAUAUAUCUCAACACUAUGACCAUUUGGGAUUUGCAUGAUAUAUCGGUAGUCUCAUCUGCCUGGACAGCAACAAACUGGGUCUCUCAAUUGUUUGGCCACUUCCUCCCUGAAGAUCUCAUAUGUGCAAUCCAGGAGUUUGUUCUGAACGGUGCUAGAUAUCUCCUUGAAGUAAGGCUGCGCAUCAUAGUAUCUUUUGAGCCUGGUGUCCCCCUCACACAUUGUCUCAAAAAUGCACCUAAAAAUGCCUAGGUUUAGUGAGCUGGCUGACUCGUCGUGACCACACAAACUCAUUUUGUAUUUCCCACAGAGUUUGAUAUAAGUAAUCAGCCUCCCCAGAACAUACCGAUUCUCCUCAAUCUGUUGUGCUCCUCGAUGCAACGGCGAUAUGCACCAUCUAGUUGUGCCUGGAUGUUGAGCUGCCCCAGUAAACCCAACUCAUGGCACAAUCCAGAUGGGACGCAGAGCUUUCAUGCUUCGCUGUUCUUUCCGACAGAUGUUUAAUGUCUUUUAAUCCAGCCGAUGCCCAAACGGAGUCUCCACCACCAAAAAGCAUACAUGGGAAACAGAACAGCGCAUGUUUCGAGGUGCUAGCGGUUAGCCAUCUCUUUUUGUCAAACCAUUCCUGUUUGAACGUACGGGUCACUUUAUCCCCAGCCUGAAGCAGAUGAAGUCUUCUGGUCUGUGUGGCCCUAAACGUUUUAUCUCCCAACUUCUCUUCCAAAGUCAAUGUACUAAACUGCACAGCAAAUAGCCUACAUGAUUCAUCGUAAAAAAAUAAAAUAGACUCGUUCAAACUUGAACUUAGAAACUUCAAAAAUUCAAAUAAAAUCACACGCCUUGAAAUUGAAAACUUCAGCUAGCUAAAUCAAGUUGAUGUACGUCUAUCGCUAAUGCUAGCUAAUGAUGUCAUCGAUUGAAUUGGCUUUGUUUGUGAUUAUUUCCUGGUCAUGUCAGGCCACGUUAAUGAUGUUAGCAUUAGCGAUUAACAGUUACGUUUAUUAUUUUUUCGCCACCUCAGGUGACCCACCUGUUGCUAGGCAGAAUUCGUAGGGGCAGAAACGUUUCCCUAAUGUAAAAACACGCCUGGAUCCAAUGUGUCCCUUAUCCAAGUAUUCAUUCUCACACAAAUAAAAUCAGGUUAGCUAUGUUUUCAUUCCAUAUCAUUCCACACAAGAAAGUGGAUUUUGACAGCCACUAUCUCAGUUUACUUUGAAAUGUUUCAUGUGGUUAGAAAAGAUAAGUAUUCAUGUUACUUUUUGUAGAAAUAUCAUCUGAUCUGUUAGAAAUCAAGCUAAUGUUAACCUUGACUGCGAGGCAACAACGCUGAAGCGUAGCUUUAGUUUAAACAUAACUGAGGUGUAGCUUUGCAUUAACAUUAUGUACGAGAAAUCACUAAAGAAAAGAAUGUAAUUAACCUAAAUGUGAUUGAAACUUAUUGAAAGUGAGGGGAAAGGGAUACGAUCACUCGCAAUGCUUUAUAGUUCAUUCCCUCUUUAAAAAGGUUUUAAAAAGUACCUUUACCUUUUUUCGUUUUUCAAAGAUUAUUUUGUCUGAAUCAUUUUUAUACUGUCAUGAUUCAUCUCAUAGCUGGAUGGUUCAGUUCAUGACUAAAAACUAUAUUAUCUAGCCUCUUUCUGAAAUGUCUAUGAAGAAAAUUAAUGGGACAUUUACUUGCAGAACCAGGGCCACUGUAAAAGUGGGCAGUAACAUUUCAGCUCUAUAGUGUCAAUAUGGGUAUUCAUUAAAAUAUUCUUUCACCACUAAAAAUUUGUAUUCCGUCAUAGCAA